AGAAAUUCUCAUUUACAAAUAUCGCAGAAAUAAUAGUGAAAGGUUGGAAAAUGCGUAAUAAGCAAAUUGAUUUAUUUCAAAGCAAGCACGUCGAAAGGCUCAGAAAAAUCAUGACAGCUAUUCUUCAAUUGGUCUUAAGAACUAGUAGUCUAGUAGAGAUUGAAAUGUUUGAUUAUUAUGCUAUUCGGCAAGACGAACCAUUUUUCCGUGAUGUUUUGAACGUCAUUCCAUUUUCCUCCUAUCAACUCGGAUUAUCAAAAUUACGCAAUUUGACAAUACAUUUUGAGUCAUCUGCAUACUAUAAGGAGUUAUUAAGGAAUUUAUCAAAAUCGUGUAUUAGUAUUCAAAGGCUAGAGUAUAAGAUCAAACGAUAUACAGAUACCGAGAUCAUGGAUACAUUGGCCGACAUCAUAACAGCACAGUCUAAUCUAGAGGAGUUUUCGAUGAAUAUUCCUGAUAUCGCCCACGUCCAAGAAAGAUUUAUGAGAU
Molecule: messenger RNA, 489 nt
Organism: Acaulospora morrowiae
Lineage: Eukaryota; Fungi; Glomeromycota; Glomeromycetes; Diversisporales; Acaulosporaceae
Source: the annotation of a GenBank genome assembly